Molecule: messenger RNA, 1115 nt
Organism: Suillus subalutaceus
Lineage: Eukaryota; Fungi; Basidiomycota; Agaricomycetes; Boletales; Suillaceae
Exons: 3
Coding region: 251-832 (193 amino acids)
Molecular function (GO): GTP binding
Source: RefSeq, a predicted model, not a curated record
GCUCGGACCUGCUUGGUGCCAUGAGGCUUUAAGUGGUAGCCGAAGUACGGCCCAUCAGCCUCGUUGUCACCACACUGCGGCGGCGAGUGUGUACUAAUUGGGCCUCCGUAACAUGCUGCAAUAUUAUAGUUUCGUCUCCAAAAGGACACCACACCGCAAGGUCCCCUCUCGUCAUUGAAUAUACCUUCCGCUGGCAGCGAGUCGUGGACUCUUGGAGUCUACAACCUGAUCGAUACCUGUAAAAAUUCAGAUGUCGAGGAACGUGGUCAUCAUUGGGCAUUCUGGGGUGGGGAAAAGCUCGCUCAUCAACAUGCUUUACCCCAAAGCCAGCGCUCUUACCUCGGACGACUUAAAUGGUUGCACAACGGCAGAAGAAACGUAUGGGCCCUGUGAUAUUGGGGAACAGCAAUAUUGUCAACUACACGAUACAGUUGGUCUUGAAGAAGGGUUUUGGGGCUUUUUUUCGGCCCUGAUAGCGAAAAGGCGGCUCAAGAAAUACUUGAAGACAAUAGACCCGCACCUUCUGGUAUACUGUAUGCCAGGAGUGAGAAGCAGCCUGAAAAAAUCACACGGGCACAAUUUUAACAGGUUCAAGUCGGCGGUGGGCAACAGAGUGCCGAUCGUAGUGGUUGUCACCAAAUUGGAAGAUUCCGGAAAUCCUGGGGAUUGGUGGCUUGCAAACCUGGAUAUGCUCAGAAAGCUCAAUAUUCCGGAGUCUACUAAGCAUGCAUGCGUCACCACGCUACCUGAGGUCCAUCUCCGCCCUGGUCUUGGUCUCUAUCAUACAUCCCGUGAGGCUGUCAAAGCCCUCAUCAGGAACAAUCUUCGCUGACAGAUUCAUCACGAUAGCGCACUUCAUGUUUCCUCCACACAUCUGUGAUAUGCAUACACACAUUUCACUCGGUACUUCAGAUAGAUCAUGGACGCACGCUACUCCGGGAGCUCGAGUAAUAUUAUUAGCAUGUGCAGAUUGCCGGAUUUCCGGCCUGUUCAACAAAUUAAUCUUCAGGAUUUUGUACCUCCUGCGUAGUGCAGUGGUAUUGGGCACUAGUAGCAUGGCCCGUCGACUUUCACCUCUAGCUAUAGCGCUUAUUUACCAGGAUUCAUCUCAUACC